AGCGAAUGCCGAGUCUAGUCUUGGCACUCGUCAUUCCCUCCCUGUUUGUGUUGACUAGGACGAGGGAGAGAAAAAGGACGGGCAAGAGUAGAUGCCACCAUAUCUUGGUAUGAUUACUAUAUUACCUAUUUAGGGCUAUUUACUCUCUCUAUGCUUCAAUAAUAAACAACUUCUCAUACAUCUACCUACGAUAAUCGCAUUUAUACUAAUUACAACUCUACUACCACCCAUACCCAGGGUCAGGGUAUUCGUCGGCAUCAGUGAUCGAAUAUCAUUAUAAUCGGUAUCGCAUAUACUCAUCUCGGCCGAUCGCAAUGGCACAGCAGCAAGCCCACGGCGGUGCCGCCGACGAGUUCUUCCGCGGCGAGCCCGAUGGACAACAACAGAACUACCAACAGCAGAAUUACCAGCAGCAGCAGCCUUACCAACAGCAGAACUACCAGCAGACGGACUACAACCAGAACGCCGGCAAUGACCAGGCGCCGCCAUACAACGCGCCGUCGAACCCCAACGAGAAGCAGGAGUUCCACGAGGCCUUCAAGGUCUCGAAGCCAAAGUGGAACGAUCUCUGGGCCGCCAUCCUCUUCCUCGCGACAUGCGCCGGCUUCGUCGUCGUCUCGGGCUUGUCUCUCAAUGGAUACCAGGUCACCAGCCACGGGAGCACCACGAAUAACACCUUCGGACUUAACAAACUCACCAUCGUCCUAUUCGCCUACGUCCUCGCCGUCGCGUUCGUAAUCUCCUUCGCCUACUUCUGGUGCGUGCGCGCCUUCACCAAGCAAAUCAUCUGGAUCACCGGCAUCCUGCAAAUCGUCUUCGGCAUCGGAACCGCCGUUUUCUACCUCUGGGCCAAAGAAUACGCCGCCGGCAUCGUCUUCCUGGUCUUCACCGUCUUCUACAUCAUCUGCUUCAUCUCCUGGAUCCCCCGCAUCCCCUUCUCCGUCCUGAUGCUUCAGGCCGUCAUCGACGUCGCCAAGAACUACGGGCACGUCUUCGUCGUCUCCCUCGUCGGCGGCCUCAUCGCCACCGCCUUCGGCGCCUGGUUCACCGUCACCCUCGUAGCCGUGUACGCGCGCUACAACCCCGGCAACGCCGCCUGCAGCACCUACGGCGGCUGCUCCACCGCCAAGGUCAUCGGGCUCAUCGUCUUCAUCACCUUUGCGGGCUACUGGAUCACAGAGGUCCUCAAGAAUAUCAUCCAUGUGACCAUCUCUGGCGUCUACGGCUCCUGGUACUUCUGCUCCCAGAAGCAGUCAGGGUUCCCCAAGGGCGCAACACGCGGCGCGUUCAAGCGCUCUGUCACGUACAGCUUCGGCUCUAUCAGCUUCGGGAGCUUGAUCGUGGCGAUCAUCCAGCUCCUUCGCCAGGUGUGCAAUGCCGCUAAGCAGAACUCGGCGGCGCAGGGGAAUAUGGUUGGGCAGAUCAUGUUCUGUAUCCUUGGGUGCCUGAUCAGUCUCCUGGACUGGCUUGUGCAGUUCUUCAAUGAGUAUGCGUUUAGUUACAUCGCGCUGUACGGGAAGGCGUAUAUCCCCGCCGCCAAGUCGACAUGGCAUAUGAUGAAGGACCGCGGGAUUGACGCGCUUGUUAAUGAGUGUCUCAUCAACCCUGUCCUCACUAUGGGGUCUGUCUUCGUGGCGUACGUGUGCGUAUUGAUGUCGUACCUGUAUCUCCGCUAUGGUAACGUUGUGAUGGAUACGAAUUACUACGCAGUUAUCAUGGCGUACUCGUUCCUUGUCGGUCUGCAGAUCUGUAACGUCUUCCUGGUGCCGAUUAAGAGUGGUGUUGCUACCCUGUUUGUGGCGAUGGCGUUUGAUCCGGCGGUGCUGCAGAAUGAGUUCCCGGAUUUGUAUGAUAGGAUGGUGGGCGUUUAUCCGCAUGUGCAGCAGGUGGUGCAUGCUUAGACGGGAAAUUCGUCUUGUUGCACUGAGGGGGUUUUGAGACCUGUGAGAGUAGGGGGGUCAUGGAGUGCAAAUACGUGGUGCAUGAAAGAAGUGGAAAGGAGGGGGGGAACAGCGCUGUUAUCUGUUAUGUGCUGGGUUAAUAGUUCAUCGAUAAACUAUAUUUUUUCUUUUCUUUUCUGUUUCUUGGGUUGAAGGAUGUGCAUGGGGCGCGUGGGGAUACCAACGUUUAAGGGAAUAUACAUAUUUUUGGGCGCGGGGUUGCGUUCUUGGGGAGGGGUGAAUAAGUG
Molecule: messenger RNA, 2188 nt
Organism: Pseudogymnoascus destructans
Lineage: Eukaryota; Fungi; Ascomycota; Leotiomycetes; Thelebolales; Thelebolaceae
Gene: PNS1
Product: Protein pns1
Exons: 2
Coding region: 315-1901 (528 amino acids)
Biological process (GO): transmembrane transport
Cellular component (GO): plasma membrane
Molecular function (GO): transmembrane transporter activity
Source: RefSeq, a predicted model, not a curated record